AACCGGUUUUUGGGAGUCACCUUCAGUCGAAGUUCAAACGCGCACCUUCAAUCAUAGAGCGUAAGCAUUACGCAGCACAUUUGGCGAUAUUUGCUUUUUUUUCGCUCUUCGCAUUCUUUACAUUACAAAGCGUUGAAAAUGGGUGAAACCGCUCCGGAAGUCAAACCAGCCUCACCGCCAGAAUGGGUUACCAGUGCCUAUUUGGAGACGAUUUUGCGCAAAUUCGAAGGGGACAAAGAUUUGCACGUCACCGGCAUGGAGAGCACACCGGUUGGUAAACCGGGCGAAUAUUUGGCCAGCCAGCUGUUUCGUGUCACCGUCCAUUACCGUGGAACCAAGCGGAACGAAACGGAUGGUGGGGAGGGUAGUGCUAAAAAGUUGGUGAUCAAAAUUCAACCCGACAAGGGUGUUAUGGCCGACACGAUGGAUGGUACAUUGUUUAAAACGGAACUGAAAAUGUACGGCGAGAUUCUGCCCAAGAUGGAACGCCUGCUGGCUGACAAUGAACGUCCAGUGCCGCUACCAAAAUGUGUUCAUGUCAGUGCAACGCCCCAACCCAUCAUCGUUCUGGAGGAUCUUGCACCGGACGGUUGGAAGGGACACGAUCUGAUCGAAAGCUUCGAAGAGGUGAAACCAAUCACGAUCUCUAUCGCACGCUUUCAUGCGGCUUCAUUCUAUCUCAGCAAAAACAAGACAGAUUUUGAAGAGUUCCAAACCGACCUGUUCAAAAACAAGCAUCCGGUGCUUGAAUGGAUGUUUGGCAACAAUCUGAAAGCAUUCAUUGAGUCCCUGCGUACCUGGUCCGGUUGCGAACGGUUUGUGGAGCCGUUCGAGCGUGCCUACGCUGACUAUUGCGAUCGGCUGCACGAUAUCUACUGCUGCAAAACACCCGGCCGCCUGUACAAUGUACUGAACCAUGGCGAUUUUCAUGCUAAAAAUCUGCUGCACCAGUUCAACGACGAGGGCGGUAUUGCCGAGUCACGGUUUCUCGACUUUCAGGCCUGCUGUUGGUCUACGCCCGCGAUCGACCUGUACUACCUGCUGAACAAUAUCGUACACUACAAGGUGAAGGCGGCCCACAAGGAGGAGAUCAUUUCCUUCUAUCAUGCCGAGUUUACUGCCGCACUGAAAGCGAUCGGGUACCUGGGCUACAUCCCGACGAUGCUCGAUCUGCAGAUUGAGCUGCUGCGGAACGGGUUCCUUGAUAUUCUGCACUACACCUGCUUCCUACAGUUUCGCUUUUUCGACUUCACCAAAUAUCCCCCGGAAAUGCUUGCCAGCGGGCAGGUGGGUAAUCUGGGGCUGGAGAGUGAGGAGUACCAAACGCUGAUGAAAUCAUUAAUUCCUGGCUAUGUGUACAAAGGACUUUUGGAGUAGCGAUGAGUGAUUUUUCGAAUAUUAUCAUAAGAUUAUAAAACAUUGACACAAUAAAUAAAUUAAAUUGAAGUAAA
This is a messenger RNA of Anopheles gambiae (African malaria mosquito), 1451 nucleotides long. RefSeq lists its product as uncharacterized. The transcript is spliced from 3 exons. The record is from RefSeq and is a predicted model, not a curated record. Lineage: Eukaryota; Metazoa; Arthropoda; Insecta; Diptera; Culicidae. Bases 139 to 1377 code for a protein of 412 amino acids.